GAGAAAACCUGAGCCCCGUUGCGAGGGAAGGGACAGGGAAGGGUUUUCUGAUAAUUCAGCAGCACUGUCAGAGAUUUGUGCGAGCCGCUCUGAAAAAUGACACAGGGAAUUAAUAAAUCAUGGGCCUUCUCUUAGAAACCUGAUGACUUCCACCGGCUUUCGUGGUGGUGAAAGAGGGCCUGGGCUCUGCUUUAAGAGCAGGGCGAGCUUGCUGCUGGCUGAGGAGCCACCGAUGAGGGGACCAGGAGGCUGGCCACUGCGAGCAGGGCCAUGGAGGGCAACACGCACCUCCUCCAGGUCAUCCGCGAGAUGCGCUCCCAAAUCGACGCGCUGGAGCGGGAGAACCGGGCCCUGAGGGGAGAGCUGCAGGCCUGCGGGCUGAGCGCCGCGGCAGCGAGAGGUGGGAGCCUCGCCAGCCCCAUGGCACGGCCGGACCCCUCACCCGCAGCCCCAUGCCCAGGCCCGACGGCCGGCCCUGCAGCUGCACCAUCAGAGCAGGAAGACACCACCAUGACCGUGCGGCGCUACUCCACCGCUGCGUCUGUGCCCGCUCCUCCUGGCACGAGGCCUCACAGGGCCGGCAAAAGGCCGCCGAGCAGCGGGCUCCCUGAAGUGCAGGGCAGGGCUCAGCUGCCCACCUGUCCCUCGGCAGCACAGCAUGUCGGCGACGAGGGAAAAGGGCUUGGGAAGACCCCAGCUAACUGCUUCUCCAGCAGCAGUUCCAGCAAAAUGAAGCUGUUCCAGGAGCACGUCCGCAGGUGCAGGGGUAAAGUAAAGGCCGUUAGUUUCCUUUUACCGAUGGAUGUGUCGUCAUGUGCUGAAAAUCAAGGCUCUCUGAAAGGCCCACAAAAUCAGGACACAAAAGAGUUAACUACCAUCACUGAAAAGGAUAUGUGAGCUGGUGAAUUUUUAAAGGCCCAUUGAUUCCUGAGAUAAAUUGGCCUUAAACGAUAGCUAUGUGUCAGGUUCCUUUUUUGCAAAACGCUUUGGCAGGUUGCCUUCAGAGAAUCACCUAGACUGUGUUUCGGGUCACUGGCCUGUUGUUCAGCAAGGAAAUGGAGGCCAUGACAAAAUCAGCUGAAAGCCUGUACACUGCAAUGAAGCCACGUGAUAGCAAAGGAUCCUCCACAAAGCAGCUUCUGCUCAACCUCUCUCAAGGCUCUCUCACCUCAGGACUGCUUUAAACAGGAUGUUGAAGCUGUUUUUGCUGUGUUUGUCACAAAAACGGAAACCAAGUCACCUCGUGUUCACCAAUCCUCUUGCCAGAAAUGUCUUUGUUGCAAAUGACAGAAUAAAAGCUGCUAAGAACUGGGAGGGCUCUUCUGCACUCAGAACUUUAAAGCUUCACAAGACCAAUAUAGCAAAGUUAAGGGGAUGUUACUGAAUCAGUUAACAGUACUCUGAAUUUCUGCAAAGACAGACAACGACUGCUAAUGCCCCCUUCAGGUUCACCUCUAGCAGAGGGCAGGGGAGCAUACAUACUAAUCAAUAUGAAAACAUGACUGCAAAUCUGUUUCUGACCUGGUGUGUCCAUCCAGUCAGAGGUGGCCAUAUACCAAGCCAAAGUAGGAAGGAUUCUGAAUGUCAGAAUUUUUCAGGAUUGGCUUCUGAACACAUCUCAGAUCAAGAAUCAGUAGCAGACAUUCAUUGAACUGGUGCAAAAUAGAUGUAAGAAAAGAUAAUGGACAGCUUGUAAAAAAUGAGGAGUGCUUGCUAACUGAGGUUUCAUAUGAGUAAAGAUAACGUCCCAUAUUUCAUUUGACUACAGGUAUUUAUGGAUCAAAACUGCCAUACAUACCUUGGUAUUUCUUUAUGUACAGGCAGCAUGGAUGUGUGAAUGUCGCACAGAGAAUGCAUGAACAGUAGAUAUUGGUAACAUAGGAAAGUUGUCAUCUCAUGGUCUACUCUUAAAUUCUUGAGCCUUCAAAAGUGAAAGCAGUGAGCUGGUAGAAAAAAUUCAUCUUGACUUUCAGAGAUGUUGUAUACUUCUAUAAAAACAUAAGCUCCUUUUUGAUUUUGAAAUUCAUGCUGUUUUGU
Messenger RNA from Oxyura jamaicensis (ruddy duck), 2037 nucleotides. Its product is annotated as putative coiled-coil domain-containing protein 195. Lineage: Eukaryota; Metazoa; Chordata; Aves; Anseriformes; Anatidae. The record is from RefSeq and is a predicted model, not a curated record. The transcript has 3 exons. Bases 271 to 897 code for a protein of 208 amino acids.